Cynara cardunculus var. scolymus (artichoke) is the source of this 1151-nucleotide messenger RNA. RefSeq names its product gamma-soluble NSF attachment protein. The record is from RefSeq and is a predicted model, not a curated record. Gene Ontology annotation, biological process: intracellular protein transport. Gene Ontology annotation, molecular function: soluble NSF attachment protein activity; syntaxin binding. Gene Ontology annotation, cellular component: vacuolar membrane; SNARE complex. The coding region runs from base 58 to 945 and encodes 295 amino acids. The transcript is spliced from 9 exons. Lineage: Eukaryota; Viridiplantae; Streptophyta; Magnoliopsida; Asterales; Asteraceae.
UCACAAGCAUUGAAGAUUUAGAUUUGCUGAAGACAGUUACGGUGGAACUACUCAGCCAUGGCCGGUGCCGAUCCCGAAAAGCUGAUCGCAAAAGCCGAUAAACUAACAAAACUUACUUUAACACGGUGGACUGCCGACUGGAGGAAUGCAACUCAAUAUUAUGAGCAGGCAGCGAAUGCGUAUAGGUUUGCCAAAAAAUAUGAGAAAGCAAAAGUAGCCUUUGAGAAAGCUUCAAAGGGACAAGAAAUGCUCUCUUCACCAUGGGAUGCUGCUAAGCAUAUGGAGUCUGCUGCUGCUUUGGCAGUAGAAUUAAGCAUAUGGAAUGAAGUUGCUGACUUUUACAGAAGGGCUUCUGAGCUGUACAAUGAGUGUGGGAGGUCACAGCCCGCAUCUGAUGCACUUGCAAAAGGUGCUCGUGCUCUGGAAGAUGCUCAGCCUGAUGAGGCCGUUGCAAUGUAUACUGAUGCUUGUUCACUACUUGAGGAGGAUGGCAAGGAGAAUAUGGUCUCUGAUCUAUAUCGUGCCAUCACAAGUGUUUACGUAAAGCUUGAGAAGUAUAUGGAUGCUGCAACUUUUCUUCUCAGAUGGGCCGUAGCAUCUAAUAAAUGCAAUGCUCUUCAUAGCCAGUGCAAGGCUUAUCUUAGUGCAAUUAUAGUCUACCUUUACGCUCAUGAUUUUAAGCAAGCAGAACAGUGCUACAAUGAUUGUUGUCAGAUUGAUACUUUUCUGAGCAGCGAUCAGAGUCAUUGUGCUAGUAAACUUCUUUCUGCAUACAGAGAAGCUGAUGCUGAAGAAAUCAAACGUGUAGCAAAAUCAGGCACUAUAUCCAACCUUGAUCAUGUGAUAAUCAGACUUGCACGGAAGCUCCCUACUGGCGAGUUGAUUGCAAUGGAAGCCAAUUCACUGGAGCAUGGAGAGGCACUCGAUGAAGAUGAUCUCACAUAGUCAUGAUAUCUCAACACAACUGCACACAUGGUGUAUGCUUUAAAAUAUGUGAAAAGGGGUAAAAUUAUUGGUUUUUUAUCGCAUAUAAUUUGUUGUAUGAUGCAUUUAGAAAGUCAUUUAUACAUUUAUGCAUUUAAAAGUCUGAAUGAACCAGAAAACUAUAUAUCUCGUUAUUUGCCUUGGCUUCGCUUUUUUAGCAAAUGAAA